AUGGCAUCCCUACUCGCGAAACUGACUGCUGAGGAAGGCGGAGAAUCUGUCCAGUUCUUGAACGACAUCGUCGCACAGUUAUGGCCUCAUAUAAAUGUUGCCGGCAGCAAGAUGUUGAAAGAUAUUGUCGAACCAAUGUUUGCGACCAUGCUUCCUGGUCCACUGUCGAGCCUCCAUUUCACCAAGAUUGACCUAGGUCAUGUUCCCAUCCAACUCUCGAAUGUCCUUGUAACCAAGACUGAGACCGAAAGUAUCAAACUGGACAUGAAUCUUGAUUGGGCUGGCAAAUGUGAUAUUCAGCUAGACGGCAACAUGAUUCCAACUCUGGGUGUCAAAGCUGUCGCUCUUCACGGCAGGCUUUCAAUUCUUCUAGGGCCAACAUCCGAUAUCAUUCCAUUGAUAGGAGCUGCUCAAGUCGCCUUUGUGAACCCGCCAGUCUUGAAACUUGACUUCACCGGUGCCGCGAACAUUGCCGACUCUGAUAUGAUCGAUGGAGCUGUUCGCAAGGUGAUCAUCGGCAUCAUCAACUCCAUGCUGACGCUGCCAAAUCGCUUCUUGAUUAAGCUUGACGCUGCGAAUGACUAUUUUAAGACUCAAUUGUUCCCAAUUGGUGUCAUUCGAAUCACCGUUGAGAAGGCGUCCGGUUUUGCCGAGGAUAAGAAGGGUGCUGCUCAGAAACUCUUCUCCAAACUGACGAGAGCUUCCCCUGACACUUACUGCAAUGUCAGUGUUGGUGCCGAGGAGGCUUGGCGAACAACGACCAAAGACAAUACCACCAACCCUGCCUGGAAUGAAACGCACGACUUCAUAGUCACAGAUCUGAACCAAUGCAUUACCUUUGAUCUACUAGAUCACGAUGUUAAUAGCGAUGACGAGAUCGGCCUCGCCGUCACCACUGUGAAGGAAAUCUUGUCAGCUGGUGGCAAGCAGGAGCUGAGCAUGGUGCACAAAGAGGAGCCAGUGAACGGCAAAAUUUCGGUGUCUUGCAAAUUCUUCCACUUUUCAGUCGAAAGUAGUAGCUUGUCUGCCUCAGAUCACAGCGGGAAUGGUUUGAUGUGUGGUGUGGCUACUGUUUCUGUCGCCGGUGUGUUUGAUAUCCCUGGAAAAAGACAAGAGCUCAACCCGAGUGUGGUCGUAUCAUGGGGAGAGAAGCACCGUUUCCAGACAGCUGCCAAGACCGAUGCACCAGGGACCGAUAUUUCCAAUCCAGCAUUCGAUCAGGCUUUCCGCAUCCCUAUCACAGCAAAUAUGCUAGGCAGCGGUGCGCAGAACUUCCGAAUUGCUCUCAUGAACAAGACAGAAGAGAUUGGCGCCGUUGAUGUGCCACUUUCGGACGUGCAGCAAGCACCAGACAUGGUUCUGCAGAACAAGUUCGAUGUUGGUGGAGGGGCAACUGUCAGAGCAAGCAUUUGUCUUCGGGGUAUCGCUCCGGCGAGUAUGGAGGAGACCGUCCUUCCUCAACGUCAGAAGUAG
Messenger RNA from Cadophora gregata, 1473 nucleotides. RefSeq lists its product as uncharacterized. The transcript has 6 exons. Gene Ontology annotation, molecular function: lipid binding. Lineage: Eukaryota; Fungi; Ascomycota; Leotiomycetes; Helotiales; Ploettnerulaceae. The record is from RefSeq and is a predicted model, not a curated record. Bases 1 to 1473 code for a protein of 490 amino acids.